This is a messenger RNA of Lycium barbarum (goji berry), 1951 nucleotides long. RefSeq names its product nicotine N-demethylase CYP82E4-like. Gene Ontology annotation, biological process: defense response to other organism. Lineage: Eukaryota; Viridiplantae; Streptophyta; Magnoliopsida; Solanales; Solanaceae. The record is from RefSeq and is a predicted model, not a curated record. The transcript has 2 exons. Gene Ontology annotation, molecular function: monooxygenase activity; oxidoreductase activity, acting on paired donors, with incorporation or reduction of molecular oxygen; heme binding. Bases 69 to 1907 code for a protein of 612 amino acids.
AUGUACCAUGAUGAAUUCCAUAAAUAGUAUCAAAACCAUAGAUUAUUCUCAAAAAUAACUUCAAGAAGAUGGAAGAUCAUAUUUUCUCUCAUUUUAAUGCAAUUUUAAUAUUCAUAUCUUUAACUCUUUUCUCCAUAUUCAUAUGGAAAAUAACAAAACCAUGCAAACUUUCAAAACCUCAACACCCUUUUCCACCAGAAAUCUCCGGUGGCUGGCCGGUAAUAGGUCAUCUCCUCCAAUUUUCCGGCAACGACAACAUCCCUUUAUCGCGAAAACUCGCAUUUUUAGCGGAUAAAUAUGGCUCGGUUUUCACUUUCCGGUUAGGUCUACCUCGUAUAUUAGUCGUUAGUAGUUAUGAUGCUGUUAGAGAUUGUUUGAAUACUAAUGAUAAAGUAUUUUCUGACCGGCCAGCGAGUUUGGCCGGUGAAUAUAUUGGUUAUAAUAAUGCUAUGCUGUUUUUAGCUAGUUAUGGUACUUACUGGAGAAAAAUUCGAAAAAUUGUAAUAAAGGAAGUUUUAUCAAGUAGCAGGUUAGAAAAAUUGAAAAAUGUUAGAGUUUCUGAAGUUCAAAUGAGUAUUAAAGAGCUUUACUCUUUGUUUCAAGUCACCAGAGAAAAUCUUGAUAUUCCAGUCACCGGAGAUAAUUUGGAUACUCUGGUCAACUGCGAUGACCAGAGUAUAGUCUCACAAGUGAGGACUGGGAAAGGUAGGAUGUACGGAGAACUUAAACCCACCUUCCCGGUCACCGGAGAUAAUUUGCAUUCGGUGACCGGAGAUAAGUAUCAGGUGAUCGGAGAUCAUUCCCCGGUCACCGGAGAUAAUGUUAAAUUUCCGGUGACCAGAGAUAGUUUUCCGGUAAAAGUUAAUCUUACUAACUGGAUAGAAAAGUUGACUUUGAGCUUGAUAGUCAAAAUGAUAGCUGGAAAAAGCUAUGGAAGGCUUAAUGAAAGAGUAGAAGAUGAAGAAGAAGCAGAAAGAUUUAAGAAAGCUUUAAAGGAUUUUAUGUAUAUUUCAAUGGAGUUUGUGUUAUGGGAUGCAUUUCCUAUUCCUUUAUUCAAAUGGAUUGAUUUUCAAGGGCAUGUUAAGUUUAUGAAAAGGACAUUUAAAGAUAUUGAUUGUGUUUUACAAAAUUGGUUGGAUGAACAUGUGGAGAAGAGAAAAAGUGCUGAUGUUGUCGCUGGAAAUGAACAAGAUUUUAUUGAUGUGAUGCUUUCUAUGAUGAACCAUGAAGAUUUUGCAGAUAGUUAUACCAGAGAAACCACCAUUAAAGCUACAGCUCUGAGUAUGGUGUUGGAUGCAUCAGACACGACUGCAAUUCACUUAAAUUGGGUAAUGGCUAUAUUGUUAAACCAUAGGGAUGUCAUGAAGAAAGUCCAAGAAGAGCUAGACACAAAAGUUGGCAGAAACAGAUGGGUAGAAGAGAGUGAUAUCAAGAAUUUGGUGUACUUCCAAGCUGUCGUUAAAGAAACACUGCGAUUAUAUCCACCAGCACCUUUGUUAGUACCCCAUGAAUCUGUAGAGGAUUGCAUUGUACAAGGAUACCAUGUUCCGAAAGGUACAAGAUUGUGGGUCAAUACUAUGAAACUGCAACGAGAUCCUAAGAUUUGGUCGAAUCCUGAUACAUUUGAUCCAGAGAGAUUCUUGACUAGUCAAGUAGGGGUUGAUGUUCGCGGUCAACAAUAUGAGUUCAUCCCGUUUGGCUCUGGGAGACGAUCUUGUCCAGGGAUCACGUAUGCAACUCAAGUGACACACCUUGCAAUAGCUCAUUUACUUCAAGGUUUUGAUUUUAGUACACCGUCGAACCAGCCUUUGGAUAUGAAAGAAGGUUUAGGCAUGACCAUGCGCAAAGUAAAUCCUAUAGAAGUGUUGAUUACGCCUCGCUUGCCUUCUGUACUCUAUCAAUACUAAGAUGUAAAUUGUUGUCUUGUUUGGUUAUGUAUGUACUUUUUGGA